AUGAAAGCUAUUUUCAAUUAUUUAGUAGUCAUAUUAUGUCUAUUAGCACUAGUUAACUCUCAGCAAUCUAUAUCAACUCAAACUAAUGAAAUUGUUCAUGUUGAGAGACCAGUGAAAAACUCAGCAGGUCAAACUUUUAUUAAAGUCUUCAACGAGCUUGCAUUUCAUGUAUGGGAUGGUUUCCAAAAUGGUUUCUACUAGAUGAAUGAUCAUAAAAGAGGCAAGUGCUUCGGACCAGCUGGAGUUGAGCACCUUAACAAUUUACUAUCAGUCUUUGGUACUAGUGGAAAGACUGAGUUCUACUCAAAUUUAAGUAGAUUUGUUCGCCACUUCGUCUAUUUCCUCAAGGAUGUGAGUAGGAACUGUCAAUUCUAAAGGAUUAAAAAUGAUUUGGAAGAGUUCUGUGUAGAGCGUGAAAGAUGCAGCAGCAGAGACAUAAUGACUAAUCUUCUAGUAGGGUUCCCAAGAAUCUCAAAGUUAGUUGAUGAAAUACUAAACUCUUCCUCUGGAUUGGGGUUGUUCACAUUUUACGUAGAUGAAUUCGCUAUUGCAAGCAGCGUGGGAAACAAGGUAGGAGAGAUUAUUAGAGUAGUCUUUGACUUCGACUAUUGA
Molecule: messenger RNA, 612 nt
Organism: Stylonychia lemnae
Lineage: Eukaryota; Ciliophora; Spirotrichea; Sporadotrichida; Oxytrichidae
Source: the annotation of a GenBank genome assembly